Molecule: messenger RNA, 534 nt
Organism: Chenopodium quinoa (quinoa)
Lineage: Eukaryota; Viridiplantae; Streptophyta; Magnoliopsida; Caryophyllales; Amaranthaceae
Product: DNA ligase 1-like
Exons: 5
Coding region: 1-534 (177 amino acids)
Source: RefSeq, a predicted model, not a curated record
AUGGAUUUUAGAAUUGAACACAGCAAUGAAAAUGUACCUUCUGAUCAACCAAAACCAUCAGAACUGAAGCGAACUGUUUCUGAACAUAGACCAAUACCAUCAGAACUGAAUGACACUUUUUCUGAAGAAGGUGAUAAUCAAGGUUAUGAACAACAAGAAAAUUCUUCUAAAAAACCUACUGAAAAAGAAGCAGAAGAUAUGCCUCAAAAUCGACUUGUACAACUUGCUAUAGCUUCUGAACAUGAAUCUCUUUCAAUGGUUGAUGCUAAAACUAAAAUGAAAAGGAAACAUAUUGCUGAACAAAAAAAUUUGAAAGAGAAGGACUUAACACAGAAAAAGAUGAAGGGACAAAAAGAUGAAGGACAAAGUUCAAAAAAAUCAAAAGCAAUUCUUAAGAAAAAGGAGUUGAAGGAUAAGAAGUUAAAGGAAAAUGAGUUGAAGGAAUUGAAAAAAGAGUUGAAGAUGUUGAAGGAGGAAAAAGUUGAGGAAAAGAAAAAACCUAUAAAAAAAAAGAAAGAGAGAACCAGAAACUGA